GCAGUCCCUGACGUAUAUGGAAAACGUGACGUGAGGUUUGGGUCACCCAGGUAGAAUUAAGCUGAAUUUAGUCAGGUUUAAGGUUUCAAUUCAGGUAAAAAUACCUGCUUUAACGUCAGAAGUAACCAUGCAGAGCCGAUACCACAUAUAAGACAGGAUGUGCCAGCCAAAACAAAAACAGUUUAUACUUUUCUGGCUUUUUAUGCUGCACUGAUAGUCUUUUGGAAGAUGAUUUUUUUUGGACGAAACUCCAGGAAGUGACAUCCAAGGUAACGUCGGUUGCCAACAACCAUCCACCACCAGGGCCAGAUGGCAGAAUGUAACAUGGCCAGAGUCGUCAAGGAGGGACAUUUGUGUCUACUGGAUGUGCGGGACACUGGAUUCAAGAAGAAUAAGUAUUGGGUAGAGCUGUCCACUACUCCACAAGAACAUGUGUACCGGCUGUGCCUGUACUAUGACAGGUUCCCUCGGGAGCCGUGGCGACUGUUCCCACUGGAGCCCAACACGUUCUGCGGCUCCGAGUGCGGCAAACUGAACAAGCGCGACCACGCAGAGGAGAGGUACUGGGCGCUGGUCCUGACCACCGGGACCCUGCUGUUCCAGGAGGGGCGGGGCACCAGGAAGAAACCGGCCGGACACGCCAACAGUGUCGAGCUGUGGGACCAGGAGGUCAGGAGGUGCAUGAGGGACCGAGGCCGCUGGAUGUGUCAGUCGGUGAAAUCCCCAGACCCUCCCCUCCCUCCCGAGUUUAUCAUCAACCUGACAGAGGUCUCCCUCAGCUUCACAUCCCACAUGGCCAACAACAGGUCAGCGCGUAGCCACGGCCGCUGGGACAUCACACACGUUGCCAUUGAAGAUCCGGAAUAUCAAAAUGUCAAGGAGGACGGCCAAUCUUUCUUAAAGCUCAUCGUUGGGAAGCCGGGAAAAAAGAAAGGUAUCUACAUGCUGAAGCUGCCUCCACAAGCCAGGUUGGAGUUGGUGACAAAAAUCAGAACUCUUCAGUCCCGUUGCGGCCCUCCCACACCACCCCGGCCUGGGUUAGACGACGUCCAGUCCCGGCCGCUUCCCGACUGUCCUCCCCCCACUGUGCCACGGCCUCCCGCCACAUUAUCGCCUGGAUCCUCCCCACGCAGUAAACCCACCCAGUUAUCGCCUGGAUCCUCCCCACACAGUAAACCCACCCAGUUAUCGCCUGGAUCCUCCCCACACAGUAAACCCACCCAGUUAUCGCCUGGAGCCUCCCCGCACAGUAAACCCACCCAGUUAUCGCCUGGUGCCUCCACACACACACCACCCAGCCAGUUAUCACCCAGACUCCCCCCACAUUCGCAACCCCCCCAGCCACUAUUUGGAACGUCCACACACACACAACACACCCAGCUAUCGCAUGGACCCUCCCCACACACACAACCCAACCAGUUAUCAUCUAGAACGUCCCCAAGUACUCCACCUACCCAGUUAUUGCCUGGGGCCUCCCCAGCCUUGGAUGUUGGCAGUGAUACCACGGAUCACUCCCGGUCCCCUUCCCCAACACGUCGAGGCCGAAGCCCUCCCUUCCGGAAAGUAGGGGCCACAUCCAGCCAGCUUAAGUCAUUAGGGAAGUGCCCCACGCCACCCCUACCAAAGGCGCAAGCCUCACCACUCGUUCCAACGUCCGGGCCUCACUCAAAACACUUCCAGAGACCAGGAAACGAGGGGAAGAGGCAGCUGCCCUCCCCUACGGAAACAAUGUCUAAAUCCACCAAUGUCAUCAGGUUUAGUUUUAAUGAGAAGUUUGCCGACUUGGUUCCAGAUUUGAAGGAUGACCCGUUUUACCAAAAUCCGACCCUGAAAGGGAGAAAGAGCACCAAAUGCCCCCCUCCCCCUUCAGAAGCUCCAAAGGACUGGCUGAGGAAGCCUAUACCGGCACCUAGACGAGCCACUAGCAGCCAAGAUUUGUCUGCAGAUGAGCAUUAUGAGGAAAGUCCGACUGUGGAGCUGUGUGAUCAAGAGCAGCAGCCGGACAACGGCCAAAAGAAAGAUAUCAUGAGUGUGUUGAUGGACAAAACCCUGGAAGAAGACAGUCUGGGACUGCCCAAGGAGAAGUGGGAGAAAAUGCUGCUGCUGCUGUGCUUCCCCAGCCCCCUGCAGAACGACUGGAAAGACCUCGCAUCCAAACUAGGUCUAACCAAUACAGAUGUGAUGUUACUGGAAAGUGUAAGGGAGAACUACAAGAAGCUCCCUGCUCGAUACGUCUUCAGGUACUGGCAGAAACACAGGCCCCUCCCCUACAACCGACAGGAGGUACAGAGAGUACUGGUGGAUCUGGAGAGGCUGGAACUGGCUGGCAUGUUCGAUGACUACUGCCGUCUACCCAUUAAACGUGUCUCGUAACGGCAUUCAUAUGCAUGUGCAGUCAAAGCUGAGCUAGUGACUGGCUGUUGAUGUGCAAUCUAAUCUGUACUGGUGACCACCUCUACAUAAGGACCACCUGGCCAAUGAUAUACAGUCAAACCUGUACUAGUGACCACCUCUACAUAAGGACCACCUGGCCAAUGAUAUACAGUCAAACCUGUACUAGUGGUCACCUCUACAAAAGGACCACCUCGCCAUUGAUGUAGUCAAACCUGUAUAAGUGACCAUCUCUGCAUAAGGACUACCUGGUCAUUGAUAUACAGUCAAACCUGUACUAGUGGUCACCUCUACAAAAGGACCACCUCGCCAUUGAUGUAGUCAAACCUGUAUAAGUGACCAUCUUUGCAUAAGGACCACCAGGCCAUUGAUAUACAGUCAAACCUGUACUAGUGACCACCUCUACAUAAGGACCACCUGGCCAAUGAUAU
This is a messenger RNA of Branchiostoma belcheri (Belcher's lancelet), 2822 nucleotides long. Its product is annotated as caskin-1-like. The transcript is spliced from 13 exons. NCBI's taxonomy places the organism in Eukaryota, Metazoa, Chordata, Leptocardii, Amphioxiformes, Branchiostomatidae. The record is from RefSeq and is a predicted model, not a curated record. Gene Ontology annotation, molecular function: protein binding. The coding region runs from base 310 to 2373 and encodes 687 amino acids. Gene Ontology annotation, biological process: signal transduction.